AUGAGAAAGUCUUUGCGCAUACGUGGCGUACAAGCAGAAAAACCAGAUCCAAAAUGGAAGAUUGAUGGCCAAUUUUUAAAAAUCGAUAAAAAAGCUCGUCUAGAGGGCAUUCUUGCCUUGCACACGAUUCGUUCCAACAGAACAUCAAUCGAUGAUACUAAUCAAUUUAUGGGAAUCCUUUCCGAUUUAUCGAAGGUCAAAGACUCUAGGCAAGACAGUGAUGAGGUUAAAAGAAGUCAAACGGACGAGAUUAAUUUCGAUUCUGUUCCGGGUGGUAGGGAGGGUUUAAAGGCGAUACGAUGGAGAUGUCGAUCUCUCUCUCUCAAAAGUACUGAAGAUUGGUCAUCUGUCAAGGUGACUCCUGGAAGGAUAUAUUGUUUGUCCUUUCAUCCCUCAAAAGAAAAGAUACUAGUAACCGCGGGUGAUAAACAAGGCUCUUUAGGUUUCUGGAAUGUUAAUGAAUCGAAUGUGGAUAGUCAUGGCAAAGACGAGUGUCAAACCUUUAUGUUUGAAGCCCAUACUAGUUCCAUAACUUGUUCAAAAUAUUCUCCUACAAAUUCUAAUAUGCUCUAUACUUGUUCAUAUGAUGGUUCGAUUCGUUAUUUUGACCUAAAUAAAGCGAGGUUUAUGGAAGCUUUUGUGAAUGAAGAUUUCACCUAUACUCAAUUUGAUAUGGAUCCAACUGGGCAAAUUAUUUACUUUUCAACAAAUGAAGGGACUGUCGGAAUAAAAGAUAUUCGAGAGCCCACGAGUGUUUUUACUGGUCACAAACUUCAUGAUAAGAAGGUCGGGUGUGUUUCUUUGAAUCCAAAAUGUCCCGAACUAAUGGUUACCGCGUCCUUGGAAAGGAAAAUGUGUCUUUGGGAUGUUCGCAAGUUGGGACCGGAUAGUACCAUUCAAGAAUGCACAUUCACUAAUGCCGUGUCUAGCGCAUAUUGGAGUCCCACGGGCGAUAAAGUGGUCUCAACCAGCUUUGAUAAUUUUAUACGGGUAUUUAAUUAUGAUGAAGAAAGAAAACUAAAAGAGCGCAUACAAAUCCCACAUAACAAUCAAGUAGGAAGGUGGGUCUCUGCGUUUCACGCCAGCUGGAAUCCAAAUCCAAAUUUGCAUCCCCACUUUAUUGUUGGCAAUUUGAAAAGAUCAGCUGAUAUAUAUUCAGCAGUGACCGGUGAUUUGAUUUGGAAUAUGCGUGAUGAGAGAUUGACUGCCAUACCAGCUAUUAACGCUUUUCACCCAAAAUUGAACUUGAUUGUUGGUGGAGCUUCUAAUGGUAAAGUGGUAGUUUGGCAAGAGAAACGAAAGGUGACCCCUGUUAUUGUAAUUGAUUAA
Messenger RNA from Funneliformis mosseae, 1329 nucleotides. NCBI's taxonomy places the organism in Eukaryota, Fungi, Glomeromycota, Glomeromycetes, Glomerales, Glomeraceae. The record is from the annotation of a GenBank genome assembly.